AACAGUGUGUGAGGGGAAGAGGCCAAUUUCACUACCCCGGUGUCUCUAGUUCUCGCUCUCUCUCUUUCUCUAAGGGUGUGCAUAGGGAAGAAGAGAAGGAACUCUAUAAUUAGCUCCCCCCUUUUUUUUUUUGCAGAAGGGGAAAAAAGCAUACACUUAUUAAUGCCAUUCUGUUGCACGAGUGCUUUUUUUUGGCUUAAUACCUCUCAACUAAAUAAUUGCACAAACUCCUUAGUACUGAUUCCGCCCAAAGAAGCGAGUCCUGGAGUCCGACUCUUUUUUGCUUUGCAUGGUCGGAAAGAGACUAAGUAAUACAGACUAUGCUGCUUUCUUGAGCGCUGAGAGCACUUGUGAACUGGAAUCAACUGCUGCAGGGUGAAAAAAAAAAACACUGCCUGGGAGGAGAAGGGGAAAAAAAAACUUGCAUUGGAGGAUUCAGCAACCAGCAUUAAAGAAACUACUCUCCACUUUAAGGCCGUCUCCAGAUUUUCAGAAAGAGGGAGACAGCCAACGGCACCACGGUGAGAGAAGAGCUUGCCUGGACCUACAACUCCUCAGCUAGGGGCUGAGUAUUUUUUGGGGGGAGGGGUGGCGGGAGGGCAUCUCUUCGGGACUUUUGUUAUUCUCUCCCUCCACCACCACCUCUCCCGUGAAGUUGAGGUUUCCCCUCACCUCACUCGCCCCAUUUUCUCUUCUUUUUGGCGUGUGUGUGUGGGUGGGUGUGGUGUAUUUCGCUUUGGGUACUUUGGAGGCUGGGGGGGGGAUCCUGGCGAGCUAUAGUGCAGCUGCCGCCGUCAGUGUGUGAGCUUGAGCCGGUGAGAUGGUGCAGCAGACGAACAACGCGGAGAACACGGAAGCGCUCCUGGCCGGCGAGACCUCCGACUCCGGGGCCAGCAUCGAGCUGGGCAUCGCCUCUUCCCCGACGCCGGGGUCCACCGCCUCUACCGGGGGCAAGGCGGAUGACCCGAGCUGGUGCAAGACCCCCAGCGGGCACAUCAAACGGCCCAUGAACGCUUUCAUGGUGUGGUCGCAGAUCGAGAGGCGAAAGAUCAUGGAGCAGUCGCCAGACAUGCACAACGCCGAGAUCUCCAAGCGGCUGGGCAAGCGAUGGAAGUUACUCAAGGACAGCGACAAAAUCCCUUUCAUUCGGGAGGCGGAGCGGCUGCGCCUCAAGCACAUGGCAGACUACCCAGACUACAAGUACCGGCCCAGGAAGAAGGUGAAAUCGGGUAACGCCAGCAGCUCCAGCUCCUCCUCCACCUCUUCCUCGUCCUCCUCCAAGCCCGGGGAGAAAGGAGACAAGGUCGGUGGCGGCGGCGGCGGCGGCGGUGGCAGCAGCAGCAGCAGCAGCAACAGCAGCAGCUCGGGAGGCGGGGGAGGCGGCGGCGUCGGCGGCGGCAGCGGUAGCAGCAGCGCCAACUCCAAACCCGCGCUGAAAAAGAGCUGCGGCUCCAAGCUGUCCGGCGGCGGCGCGGGUGGCGGGGGCGGCAAACCUCAUGCCAAGCUGAUCUUGGGAGGCGGCGGAGGGAGCAGCAAGACUUCUGCCUCCUCCUCGUCCACCUUCGCCCCGGAGCAGACGGCGGCGGCCGCUGCCCUGCUCCCCCUGGGCGCCCCUGCUGACCACCAUUCGCUCUACAAGUCCCGGACUACCAGCACCUCCUCCACUUCUUCCUCAGCUUCUUCUUCCUCCUCCUCUUCCUCGGCCUCCUCCUCUUCCUCGGCCUCCUCCUCCCUUUCGGCCUCCAGCAAACACCUGGCCGAAAAGAAGCUGAAGCGUGUGUAUAUGUUCGGCCUCACCUCCUCGUCCCCCGUGAGCGGGGCCGUGCCCGCCAGCCCCAGCCUGAGCGGGGGACAGGAGACCAGCGACGCGGGCAGCCUGUACGAGGAGGGCGGUGUGGGCUGCCCACCCGACGGGCACAGCCUCCGCGGCAGCGCAGCCUCGUCUCCAGCUGACGGCGGCUCCCCAGCCGACCACCGCAGCUACACCAGCCUGCGGGCCGCGUCGCCCACUCCCUCCAUGGCUCACUCCCACUCCUCUUCUUCAUCCUCCUCGUCCUCCUCGUCCUCCCACUCUUGCUCCUCGUCCUCCUCGGGUUCCUCUUCCUCGGAUGAGGAGUUUGAAGACGACCUGCUCGACCUGAACCCCAGCCCAAGUUUUGAGAGCAUGUCUCUGGGCAGCUUCAGCUCCACCUCCGUGCUGGACCGGGACCUGGAUUUUAACUUCGAGCCCGGCUCGGGCUCACAUUUUGAAUUCCCGGACUACUGCACGCCCGAGGUAAGUGAGAUGAUCUCGGGGGACUGGCUAGAGUCCAGCAUCUCCAAUCUGGUCUUCACUUACUGAAGAGAGCGAGCGAGAGAGAAGAGGGACGGGAGAAAAAAAAAAUUUUUAAAGGAGAGACAGAGAGGAGAGGAAAAAAAAGAAUACCCGAAGAAGGAAUGGAUAAAGGAAAGGGAGGACAAAAAGAAAAAGAAAGACGUGAAAAGGGGAAAGAUUUCGCACACCCACGCCCACUUAACAAGUUACAGUAUCCAGAGGAGUGAGUGAUUUCUCUGCCAGCCGGGUGCGUUUUUUUGGGGGGGGCGGUGUUCCCCACCCCAACAUUGACACCGCACCCCCCCCCCGGGUUCGUAAAACUGAUUUGUUCGAAAAAAAUUGAAAUGGGGGACCUGGAAGGAGCAGGAUGGAAAGGCUCGUUCUUUUGUUAAAACUACGUUUCCACCUCCUGCUUGAAGAGACCCCCCCCCCACUGCUACCCCCCCCCAACCCAACAACACAGACACACAACCAACCCACACAAACGGACACUUCCGGACGUCUCACCCCCAGGGGGAAAAAAAAAGCCAGGUUGUUGCUUUUCCGUGGACUGUAUGGAGUCGCUCCCCAUUCCUCCUCUCCCCCCCUUUUUUUGUGUGGAUUUUUUUUUUUAAGAGAGAAGGAGAUACGAUCCUAUACAACUCGGGGGGUUUGUUUUCGGCCCACUUCAUCUGAAGAAGGAAGAAGUGCUACAUUGUGUUGUAUUUUUUGCAUAGUUACGUUUUUUUUCCUUUUUCUUUCCUUGAAAGAUCCGGACUGGUAGGGAGUGAUUUGCGCGCCCGCGCAUGCAAGCCAGAACUGAAGCCUUCCUUUGCUACAAAUUCCAGUUUGGUGGUUUUUUUUUUCCUUUCCUUUUUCCUGCAGCAGGAGGAGGAGAUGGAGGGCGGGGGCGGGAGAGAAGGAGGGAUUGAAUUGUGCUAGGAAAUGGACUGAGAACCUAGUUGGAAGGAAAACGUGAGAGGGGGGUUGGGGGGGGUGGGAGAGAAAAGAGAUGAACUGGAAAUGGGGAAAAUAAUAAUAAAACAAACGGAUUUGCACGUAUAGAGGAGAGGGUAGCAGUUCUUUUUCUCAGCCACCUUCUUAUUAUAUAUAUAUAUGAAACCAGUAAGAUGGAACUUCAUAGACACUGAAAAGUUUUGGAAAGGAGACAUACAAAACGUGAAAGUUUCUGUAUUGAUGUGGUACAGGGGAAAUGGAGGGCGAUUGCUUUUAAAAAAACAAACAUUUUUUUCUUCUCUUAAUCGGAAUCGUGAUGGUGUUGGAUUAUUUCACUGGUGGGGUUAAUAUAGCAUGUUAUCCUGUCUAUCUUUUAAAGAUUUCUGUAUAAGACUGUUGAGCAGUUUUUAAGAUAAAUAGUGUAGGAUAAUAUAAAAAAGCAGAUAGAUGGCGCUAUGUUUGAUUCCUACAAACAACAAAAAAUUAUCACCAGCUUUUUUUCAUUCUUAACUCUUUAAAGGAUUCAAACGCAACUCAAAUCUGUGCUGGACUUUAAAAGAACAAUUCAGGACCAAAUUUUUUCUCAGUAUGUAUGUGUUUCUUCCUUAUAGGUGUAAGUGAGAAGACUGUGGUCUUUUUUUUUCCUCACCGAUGCUCCAUCCUCGUCUUUUUUUUUCCUUGUAAAUGUAAUCAGAUGCCAUUUUAUAUGUGGAAGUAUUUAUACUGGCCAAACAUUUUUUACUUUCCCCCCCCCUUUUUUUUUGGUAGUUCUUGUUACCCACACCAUUUUAUGUCUCCUUCACUGAAGGGCUAGAGUUUUAAGUUUUAAUUUUUUAUAUUUAAAUGUAGACUUUUGACACUUUUAAAAAAAACAAAAAAAGACAAGAGAGAUGAAAACGUUUGAUUAUUUUCUCAGUGUAUUUUUGUAAAAAAUAUAUAAAGGGGGUGUUAAUCGGUGUAAAUCGCUGUUUGGAUUUCCUGAUUUUUAUAACAGGGCGGCUGGUUAAUAUCUCACACACAUUUAAAAAAAAUCAGCCCCUAAUUUCUCCAUGUUUACACUUCAAUCUGCAGGCUUCUUAAAGUGACAGUAUCCCUUAAUUUACCACCAGUUUCCACUCUCUAACCUCACUCAUAAAAAGGAGAGAAUAAGCUGAUACACUGUAUGCCAACAAGAAAAAAAAAUAAUGAAAUGAUAUACUGUACAGUUGCUUUAAAAACUGGUGUAUUUUCAGCAAAAAGGGAUCCUGUAGCUUUAACUUAUAAACCAUAUCUUUUUGCACUUUUUUUAUAAGCAAAAACGUGCCGUUUAAACCACUGGAUCUAUCUAAAUGCCGAUUUGAGUUCGCGACACUAUGUACUGCGUUUUUCAUUCUUGUAUUUGACUAUUUAAUCCUUUCUACUUGUCGCUAAAUAUAAUUGUUUUAGUCUCUUAUGGCAUGAUGAUAGCAUAUGUGUUCAGGUUUAUAGCUGUUGUGUUUAAAGAUUGAAAAAAAGUGAAAACAUCUUUGUACAUUUAAGUCUGUAUUAUAAUAAGCAAAAAAAAAGAUUGUGUGUAUGUAUGUUUAAUAUAACAUGACAGGCACUAGGACGUCUGCCUUAUUAAGGUAGUUCCGUUAAGGGGUUUUUUUUGUUGUUGUUUUCUUUUUUGUUUUUGUUUUUUACUUUUUUUGGUCAUCCAUCCUGUGCAAUAUGCUGUGUAGAAUAUUUGUCUUAAAAAUCAACGCCACACCACAAUGUUUUGGGGAAAAAAGAAAAAAAAAGAAAAAAAUCAUGCCAGCUAAUCAUGUCAAGUUCACUGCCUGUCAGAUUGUUGAUAUAUACCUUCUGUAAAUAACUUUUUUUUUUUGAGAAGGAAAUAAAAUCAGCUGGAACUGAACCCUAAAACUUGACUGUUUUGUCAUUAUUGUGUCCCACAACUAGGACUGAAAUUGCUGAGCACCAUCUGCCUUUGCUAAUAAAUAAGUAAAUGCCCUCAAAGGGAGGUGCCUGUAAAAAGCAGUCUCUAUUCAGGAACACUAAACUCUUUCUUUUGCCUGGAAAGACUUGGCAGGCCUCAACCUUGAAAUGAUGGCUGCUGGGCUGAAAUGUGUGUCAACUCCGAAUGCUCUCGAGGAAUUUCCACAUAUUAACCAAAUACAAAGAAAACCCUUUUUUUUUUUCCUGGACAUGAGAAAAGUGGCAAAGGACAAAGUGAGCAAAAUCUUGGCACAGCAUCAUGACAGCAGAGGAAAAAUAUAUUUUCUCCAGAUGGAACUGACUGUUUUCAUCUGCUUCAGUUUAAGCCCAUCAAACCACCUUCAGGUCAUUUCAGCAGUCACCAUCAAAGAUUGGGUAGAAUUAUUCAUUUAAUAUGCAGGUAGAGGCAAGAACAACAGACGAGCUUAUUUUAAAUCAACAGUGGGUUGUGAGAAUGACCGGGGAAGCAGCAAGCACUAUUGAUGCUGAAGUGUUAAAGUGAUUUUUCAAAAAAUUGACUUACUAAUUUCUGAAAGAGGAUUGAAAACAGGUUAGGUUUUUGUGCAAACUGACAUUUAUGGACUAACUGUUUUGAGUGCUGUCCAGCAAGGACAUUAAUUCAAAGGGGGUGAAACAGUAAGAAUGCCCUAGGGUAGUCUAUUCGUUGGAUGAUAAGGGGAAAGACAUCUCACCCACACUCAGUAUAAGGUAUGUAUUAGCCAUAUCUUAUGAGAGGAAACAAAUGCAUGGUUUUUAUGAACAUCUACCACAAUACAUUACUAGUUUUGCUAGCUAAAUGGGAGCUAUACCAGCUUUUCCUCAAUAUUUGGUUUGUAAUGUGCAGUAUCAAGCAGCACCAUUUCCUGGUUAUUUUGUGAUUAAAAUAAAAAAAUAACCUGCCCCAUUCCCAUUUCCCAAAUGUUUAUUUAAGUAAUUUAAAAAUUAUUAAUGGUUUUCCGCCUCUCUGGAUGGAGAUGAAAGCAAUGAUAAACAGGGAUUUGAAAUACUCCAGUGAUCAAUGUGGAUGCCUCUUGGUAGAGGAGAUGAUGAUCACCCUAGGAUGCAAGACUCAGAGCAGGGAAGUCGUAUGGCACUACUGAUAGGAACUAAGAAAUGGAGUCAGUGGAAAGUAAAAUGUUUCCACAAUUAAUACAGCUUAUGAUAUUCCAAUAAAAAUUUACCUCUUUCUCAAAGAUAACAAUUCUGACUCCCCCCCCCCAGACUUUCUAGUAACUGUGACAUCUAAGUGCAGCCUUUACU
Messenger RNA from Dromiciops gliroides (monito del monte), 6466 nucleotides. It is a transcript of the gene SOX4, whose product is annotated as SRY-box transcription factor 4. The coding region runs from base 821 to 2341 and encodes 506 amino acids. Gene Ontology annotation, molecular function: DNA-binding transcription activator activity, RNA polymerase II-specific; RNA polymerase II cis-regulatory region sequence-specific DNA binding. Gene Ontology annotation, biological process: anatomical structure morphogenesis; cell differentiation; positive regulation of transcription by RNA polymerase II. The record is from RefSeq and is a predicted model, not a curated record. The transcript has a single exon. NCBI's taxonomy places the organism in Eukaryota, Metazoa, Chordata, Mammalia, Microbiotheria, Microbiotheriidae.